Messenger RNA from Lindgomyces ingoldianus, 240 nucleotides. RefSeq lists its product as uncharacterized. Lineage: Eukaryota; Fungi; Ascomycota; Dothideomycetes; Pleosporales; Lindgomycetaceae. The transcript has a single exon. The record is from RefSeq and is a predicted model, not a curated record. Gene Ontology annotation, biological process: steroid metabolic process. The annotation marks the transcript as partial. Gene Ontology annotation, cellular component: cytoplasm; membrane. Gene Ontology annotation, molecular function: Delta24(24-1) sterol reductase activity; flavin adenine dinucleotide binding.
CAUGGUCCUAUGCCGUCUGUCAUUCUGGUCUUCCCCAACACGACCGUUGGAGGCUCAUCUACUGGCACCGCUAGAGGUAGAUCUUCAUUCUGGUAUGGAUUCUUCGAUGGAGCCGUCGCUUGGCUUGAAGUCGUGCUGGCAGAUGGCAAGAUCACCAGAGCUUCGAAACAGCGAAACCCGGACCUGCUUUCGAGUAUGCUUGGGGUGUUAGGAACAAUUGGUAUCACAACUCUCUUCUGA